AGUGCCUAUAACAUGCACACACCCACAUCGAAGUAAAGGGUUAAACAGUUUCAGAAAAAUUUUCAUUUACACUAAAAUAUUUCGGCAAAUUUUGAAUAUUACCAGAUUUUAAACAUUUAACACUGCUUUAUCGCGGGGAUUUGCUUUAGUAAACCCAUCUCAGGAUAGGUGAACAUGUCGUCAGCAAAGCCAUCCAAGGAUCUCGACCCUCAGGUGAGUUCGCUCGACUAUCAGGAAUUGCAGGAUCUGGAGAAGUUGUGCCCCAUCGAUAUGGCUAGGCCCAACCAGCCGAGGAGUUCUUCUUGGCGCGUCGUGGACCAGCAGUUGGAGGAGGGAAUGGGCGAACUGCAACGCAUGUUCGAUCGUCUGGUACCUUCGACUUCUCCGGGAAGAGAACUGCCCGCCAAUAGUCGUCGCAAUCUCAACAGUUCAAAUUCGAUAUUUUACGGCUCGAAUGAGGCCCCACUGCCGGCGGUCAAAAAAUCAAGGGGACAAAUUAAGAAGACCCACACCCGUAAUCCCAUUUUAAAUCCCGAUGAAAGUGAUGAGGAAAUAGAGGAAAAAGCACAGCAGGUGGUACAGGUUUUAGAUAAACAGGAUGUGGAUCUGUCUGAGCAGCAGCCAAUGGACGUGGAAGCCCGUCUGUUGGCCAUCAGAUUCUUCAAUCUCAUGCUGGCGAAGCUCUGGCGCCGUCGCAGGGCCGAAGUCUGCGACCUUCACACCCUAGUUCGCAAGUACCAGGCUCAUGCCGCUCGCACCCAAACCGAACUUUUCACCCGGAACCAAAUGAUCUGUUUGGAGCAGCGUCGUGGGGAACAGCUGAGGAACCAGCUGAUGACGGCAAUCAGUCGCGCCCGCGUUUCCAUGGAAAAUUGCACCGAACUGGACAACGAAUUGAAGGAGUCGAGGACCCGGGAAGCCACUCUGCACAAGGAACUGACCACCAAGUCACUGGAGUGCGAGUAUUUCUCGGAAAUGCUGAGCACCUGCCGCUCUGAAAUGUUCCGCGAGUUGGCCAAAUAUCGCGAAGGUGCCACCGAGUUGGCCAAAGAGCAGAGACGAGCUCUCGAAUUGGAGCGCGAGAAUGCCCAACUGGAGGACGAACUGCUCACGAUUAAGGAUAAGUUUUUACUGCAGAACGACCAGAUGUCGGUGGCCCUGGGCGAGAAACAGCAGCAGCUGGACAACGCCUACGAGACCCUGAAGCAAUGCGAACAGGAACUGGCCAAGCUGGAGAUGAAAUACAACGAGGCGCUGGCUCAGAACGAGAUCGAUGUGGAGUUGCAGGAGGAGAUCUCGAACCUGAAGAGGAGCAUGGGCGUGGCCCGCUGUCUGAUCUUCUACCUCACGGCCCGCGAGUGGGGAACUUUCCAGGGUUGCCUAUACCACUUGGUGGCCGGAACCCUAGACUGUCUGGCGCCCUCGUUUUCCACACCGCCGAUGGCCGACAAUAUGCUUCGCAUGGCGCUGGCUGCCGUCUUCCUGCUUUUCGCCAUGUAUUAAAUUGACCCGAUGAUACGAAACGGACUCCGAGUGGACACUUUCGGGGCUUUCAAGGAUGACUAAGUGUCUGCCAGUUAUCGGAGUCCAAUAGUUGAGCAAUGAGGGCUGCGGGGAUCUCGUGAGAAAAUUUCUGGACACGCGAACACAAAUUUGUUGCACACGCAUAUUAGAUAGCUUUUCGUUUUUUUUUUUGUCGCAGUAUAUCACUAUCGAAAAAAGAAAAAAAUUAAAAUAAAAUUUUCCCCUACCCUCAGA
This is a messenger RNA of Drosophila subpulchrella, 1758 nucleotides long. RefSeq lists its product as uncharacterized. The record is from RefSeq and is a predicted model, not a curated record. The coding region runs from base 175 to 1503 and encodes 442 amino acids. Lineage: Eukaryota; Metazoa; Arthropoda; Insecta; Diptera; Drosophilidae. The transcript has 4 exons.